AUGGACCAUAACCAGCUUGAUCUAGGCUCCAUGCCUCUGUCGCAAACAUCAGCCCCAGAUCAUGUUGAACUUCUUAGUGGAAAAGGUUCGCCCGGGAGUGCCGUCACGAUCGGUGUGACACAAUCCGCUCCUUACCAUCGGCGUCAUUCACGGGGAUAUUCCGGAGACGAGCGAUUGAAGUCGAUAGAUGAAACGGAGAGCAUGCGAGAUGAGUCGUACGACAUGAUAGAACCAUUAACGCCCACAAAGGCUCGCGGGUUCGGUGCAGGGCAAUCCGCUGCCUCGUCAGUACUUCGACGAUUGACCACCAAAAUCAACCCCAUGUCACGAGGCACAUUUCGAUCCACCAAGCGGUCUCAAGGCAGGGAGUAUGCGACCUUGGGCGACAGUGAGGAGGGCCAAGCUGCUGCUGUGGAUCUUUCGUCGUUGGAGGGCAUGGGCUGGGAGCUCACUGACUUGUCAAAUCCUGACACCGCGAGGCUCCAAGAUGAGGAAACCGAGUACGUGAGCGUGGCCAGAAAGGAUGGGAAACCUGAUUUUCGCACGUUCGUCCAGAAGCGUGCGUCGGUGGGAGAUGGAAUGAAGGAUGUGGGCGUGCAACUGAGGCGCGAUCCUACGCGGAUAGCUCGAAGAGGAACUGAUGGCAUGCGCAAUGCCCGGAGCUCAGGCAUUGAUCGGAGCAAGACCGUGCGCGACCUGGGCCAGGACCUUGCGCAAAAGAAGAAGAUGAUUGUCGAGAUCGAAGAAGUGGUUGACUUGAGCACCUUGGAUGGAGGCAACGCAGAUAAUCGCCAGAGUCGCACGUUCGAGUCCAUGUCCAUGAGGCAGAGUGUGCUGCCCCAGGAGACGAAGAGCUACUUUUUCCCCGAUGAUCCUGAUAUCCCCAACUGGAAACCAUGGUCAAUGCGGCCUUGGUACAUUUUGUCCUUGAUGGCCCUAGCACUGGGUUUGGCGGGCUUUCAGGAAUACCUGUGUCAGCGGUCCUUCAAAAGCGUCAGAGAACACAGUGGGAUCCUCGCCUUCGAUGCUGUGGCGGAAAUUUCGACCUGGGACUUCUUUGCAUGGAAGUAUCUUCCCACGAUGAUCACCAUUGUCUACGCAGUUCUGUUCUCGAUCAUGGAUUUCGACAUUCGCCGUCUCGAACCUUUUUAUCAAUUAUCACGACCUCGAGGUGCCUCUGCAGCUGCCUCGCUGAACUUGGAUCACUUGACCAUGUUCCAAUACUUUGUUCCGUUCAAGGCGUUUCGACUCCGACAAUGGGCGGUGUUCUUCUCGACCACGGGCAAUAUUGUUGCCUCGAUGGUCUCGCCUGCUCUGCAAAAUCCCUCAAUCACAUUUGUCACGAACCCUGAUCCCAAAUGUAAUGUCGAUGGAUGCCCUGGUGAUGAAAAGCAUUAUUGGGUCCGAAUCUCACCAGUCUGGUCUCGAACCUUGUCCGCAAGCUAUGUGUUUGUGGCAAUCGUGCUUGUGAUCCUGUUCGUUCAGUUGCGGCGCAAGUCCGGACUCCUCAGCGACCCAAAAGGUAUAGCUGGCAUUGCAUCCAUGGCCACCAAGUCGCAUAUUCUCCAGGAUUUCGCGGGGCUGGACGAAGCAAACUGCGCAAAGAUCCACAAACGAUUGGAACAUCGACGAUAUGUGCUCUACAAAUCUUCCAUCUGGCAGGGCGAAUGGAGCUCGCAGAGUGACCCGCCACAGGAUAGCGAGAGGAAGCUCACCAGUCCGCAUCCAUUGAUGCUGCAGAUGCAAGCGGCCAUUCCGUUUCUUGCCUUUAUGGUCUUUUGUCUGGUGUCGGUACCCGUCAUAACGCUGACCAAGGCGCGGGUGGUACCGAACGCUGCGCCGUGGCUUCCCAUUCUCGUGGCUACGGGCUUGAAGUUGUUUUUCAGCACGUUUGAGGCCGAUGUCCGACUUAUGGAACCAUUCUAUCAGCUUUCGCGGGGAAACGCCAGGCCUGAAAACAGCCUGACUCUGGAUUACCAGGCGACUAUGUACGGGAUCAUGCCCUUUAAGGCGCUCGGUAAUCGCCACUAUCUGCUGACACUCGUCGGCGUGUCCUCGGUAUUGUUGGAUAUCCUGGCGGUGACUGUGAGUUCCUUCUCGGUCAACUCGGAGGAUUUUAUGCACGUGGGAAGUCGCGGCGAGGACCGGUCCAACGGCGACGAGACGUUCGUGUCGUUCUGGACUUCGCUCGUUCUCUCUGCAUUCAUUUUGGUUUUUGUCAUUUUCACAACAUCGCUGGUCUAUUGGCGACGGCGACACCCGUUCCUACCACGCGAGCCGUCCACAAUUGCGGCGGUGUUGGCCUUCAUCUACGCCAGCAACAUGCUGACGGAUUUUGUUGAUACCGAGACGCUGAACAACAAGGCGAUGGAAAAGAGACUGAAAGGCAUCAACAAAAGAUACGGACUGGGGUGGUUUAGAGGGAGAGACGGACAGAUUCACUGUGCGAUCGACGAGGAGCCCAUGAGGAGUAAAUACGUGCAUGGCAAGCCAUAUACAAUGGCACAGGCUGGACCGUUACAUGAGCCAUAUUAUUCGGUGGCAUAA
Messenger RNA from Fonsecaea nubica, 2547 nucleotides. RefSeq lists its product as hypothetical. The coding region runs from base 1 to 2547 and encodes 848 amino acids. Lineage: Eukaryota; Fungi; Ascomycota; Eurotiomycetes; Chaetothyriales; Herpotrichiellaceae. The transcript has 2 exons. The record is from RefSeq and is a predicted model, not a curated record.